CAACAAAACCGAUCUACACUUCUUCUCUCUUCCUUUUCCCUUUUUCUUUUAUUAAAAUUUCAAUCACGUUUCCUAAAACCCCAAAUUCGAUUGUAAAAAUCCCUGCAAAAAUCGGGUAACAAUGGCGAUGAAGCAGCUGUGCAGUUCCAUUGCAAGAAGAGUAAUGUCAACCCAUCGAUUCCCAGAAAGUCCCAUUUCAGCACCAUAUUCAUCAAUGGCGUCUUCAUCAUCCUUAUCAGAGUCAAUAGUGUGCGGAAGAGGCGACAAGAAGACGAAAAGAGGGAAGAGAUUCAAGGGUUCUUUUGGUAAUUCCAGACCUAAGAAGAAAGAAAUGAUUCAGAGGUUUAAAGAGAAGGUUGAAGUUCCUAGUAACACUCCUUGGCCUCUCCCUUUCAAACUUAUCUAAUUAUUUUUCUCAAAUUUCAUAUUAUGUCGUUUUACUUCAGCUGAUAGUUGCUGAAUUUGCAUACGAAUCUUUUAUUGGAUGCUUUUUAAUAAUAUGUUACUAUGUUUGAAUUUGUGUUGGUACCAAUUUUUGAUCUUGGAUGAUGUUACUAUCUUUUAUUGAAGUUUAAUUGGGUUGUUUAUGUAA
Molecule: messenger RNA, 592 nt
Organism: Spinacia oleracea (spinach)
Lineage: Eukaryota; Viridiplantae; Streptophyta; Magnoliopsida; Caryophyllales; Amaranthaceae
Product: 30S ribosomal protein S31, mitochondrial
Exons: 1
Coding region: 122-406 (94 amino acids)
Biological process (GO): plastid translation
Cellular component (GO): ribosome; plastid
Source: RefSeq, a predicted model, not a curated record